Effrenium voratum is the source of this 492-nucleotide messenger RNA. The record is from the annotation of a GenBank genome assembly. NCBI's taxonomy places the organism in Eukaryota, Dinophyceae, Suessiales, Symbiodiniaceae.
AUGCUGGCGUACAGCGGCAGCAACAUGUUGUGCAUCAAGACGGGGAACUUCCCGCCGCACAUGCAGAAGUUGCAAGGCUUCGUGGUGGGCUUCAAGGGCUCGAAGAUCUUCUGCCUGCAUUACAUUUCCAUGCAGACCAUCGAUGUGCCACAGAGCGCAUCGCUGUACAGAUAUAUGGAGAAGAAGGACUUCGAGACGGCCUACCGAGUGGGCUGCCUUGGGGUCACCGAGGCGGAUUGGCGGCUCUUGGCGCUGGAUGCCUUGCAGAACCUUCGCUUCGACAUCGCGCGGAAGGCCUUUAUCCGCAUUCGCGACGUGAGGUACAUCGACCUGUUGAAUCGCAUCACUCAGCAGUACGGGCACAAGGCCAGCCUUACCCAUGACGAGGAGAUGCUGGUCACCGCACAGGUGUUGGCCUUCCAGGGCAAGUAUGGGGAGGCGGCUCAGCACUACGGCCGUGCCCGCGCCUUCCAUGCCGCCGUGGAGAUGUGA